AUGAAUGCACCAUCACCCCAGCUAAUAAACCUUCCCCAAGCUACGUAUCCGUACCAACCAGUUCAAGCUGUUCCAUCAAACCUUUCCCAGCAGUUACUGUGUGUAAACCACCCUCAGCUGGACAUUUACCCCUAUCAAGGAGAGCAAAUGGUUCCGUUGAAUAUCUGCAUGCAAGGAAAUUUGAUUUAUCCGCCGAAUCUCAGCCCACAGUUUUAUAAUAACCAUUCACGAGCCGAUGUACGGGCGGCAUACCCGGAUCCUUACAUGAAACUCCCUGAUCAAAAAGCAGGUCAGUUUGCACCUCCCCCGAUAGAUGACGACAGAUAUCAAAAACAGCUCAUUGUGAACUAUUUGGCUCCCGAAGCUACCAAGGACCAUUUGUAUAACCUUUUUUCUCGCUUUGGUCCUCUCGACGGGGCGCGUGUUAUAUACGAUAGGCAGACUAACCUAACUCGUGGUUACGGAUUUGUCUACUUCCGCAACCCAGAGAGUGCAAGUAAAGCGAUCGAGGCCAUGAAUGGCUACGAGCUCUAUGGAAAGCGUCUGAGGGUUGGCUACACCACAAACCCAAUCAACAUUAUCUCAAACGAUUCGAUUUCAUCGUAUCCGAGUAAUAGUACGCAUUGA
Messenger RNA from Phytomonas sp. EM1, 627 nucleotides. The record is from the annotation of a GenBank genome assembly. Lineage: Eukaryota; Euglenozoa; Kinetoplastea; Trypanosomatida; Trypanosomatidae.